Closterium sp. NIES-65 is the source of this 3111-nucleotide messenger RNA. NCBI's taxonomy places the organism in Eukaryota, Viridiplantae, Streptophyta, Zygnematophyceae, Desmidiales, Closteriaceae. The record is from the annotation of a GenBank genome assembly.
AUGGACAUGGACGUGGACAUGGACAUGGACGUGGACAUGGACGUGGACAUGGACGUGGACCUGGACGUGGACGUGGACGUGGACGUGGACGUGGCCAUUGUCCUGGACGUGGACAUGAACGUGGACAUUGUCGUGGACGUGGACGUAGACGUGGACGUGGACGUGGUCGUGGACGUGGACGUGGACGUGGACGUGGACAUGGACGUGGAUGUGGACGUGGACAUGGACGUGGACAUGGACGUGGAGGACUUGGACGUGGACAUGGACGUGGACGUGGACGUGGACGUGGACAUGGACAUGGACGUGGACAUGGACGUGGACAUGGACGUGGACAUGGACAUGGACGUGGACGUGGACGUGGACGUGGACAUUGUCGUGGACGUGGACGUGAACGUGGACAUUGUCGUGGACAUGGACGUAGACGUGGACGUGGACGUGGACAUUGUCGUGGACGUGGACAUUGUCGUGGACGUGGUCGUGGACGUGGACGUGGACGUGGACGUGGACGUGGACAUGGACGUGGACGUGGACGUGGACAUGGACGUGGAUGUGGACGUGGAGGACUUGGACGUGGACAUGGACGUGGACGUGGACUUGGACGUGGACAUGGACGUGGACGUGGACGUGGACGUGGACGUGGACAUGGACGUGGACAGGGACGUGGACGUGGACGUGGACGUGGACGUAGACGUGGAGGACUUGGACGUGGACAUGGACGUGGACGUGGACGUGGACAUGGACGUAGAGGACUUUGACGUGGAGGACUUGGACGUGGACGUGGACGUGGACGUGGACGUGGACAUGGACGUGGACGUGGACGUGGACGUGGACAUAGACGUGGAGGACUUGGACGUGGACAUGGACGUGGACGUGGACGUGGACGUGGACGUGGACAUGGACGUAGAGGACUUUGACGUGGAGGACUUGGACGUGGAUGUGGACGUGGACGUGGACGUGGACAUGGACAUGGACGUGGACGUGGACGUGGACGUGGACAUGGACGUGGACAUGGACGUGGACAUGGACGUGGACAUGGACAUGGACGUGGACGUGGACGUGGACAUGGACGUGGACGUGGACGUGGACGUCGAUAUUGUCGUGGACGUGGACGUGGACGUGGACAUUGUCGUGGACGUGGACGUAUACGUGGACGUGGACGUGGUCGUGGACGUGGACGUGGACGUGGACAUGGACGUGGACGUGGACGUGGACCUGGACGUGGAGAUGGACGUGGAGGACUUGGACGUGGAGAUGGACGUGGACGUGGACGUGGACGUGGACGUGGACAUGGACGUGGACGUGGACGUGGACGUGGACGUAGACGUGGACGUGGACGUGGACGUGGACGUGUACGUGGACGUGGACGUGGACGUGGACGUGGACCUGGACGUGGAGAUGGACGUGGAGGACUUGGACGUGGAGAUGGAGGUGGACGUGGACGUGGACGUGGACGUGGACAUGGACGUGGACGUGGACAUGGACGUGGACGUAGACGUGGACGUGGACGUGGACGUGUACGUGGACGUGGACGACUUGGACGUGGACGUGGUCGUGUACAUGGACGUGGACGUGGACAUGGACGUGGACAUGGACGUGGACGUGGACGUGGACGUGGACAUGGACGUGGACGUGGACAUGGACGUGGACAUGGACGUGGUCGUGUACGUGGACGUGGACGUGGACAUGGACGUGGACGUGGACGUGGACGUCGACAUUGUCGUGGACGUGGACGUGGACGUGGACAUUGUCGUGGACGCAAGCUCCUGGGCCAGGCAAGCUCCUGGACGAGGCAAGCUCCUGGACGAGGCAAGCUCCUGGACCUGGCAAGCUCCUGGACCUGGCAAGCUCCUGGACCUGGCAAGCUCCUGGACCAGGCAAGCUCCUGGGCCAGGCAAGCUCCUGGACGAGGCAAGCUCCUGGACCAGGCAAGCUCUUGGACCAGGCAAGCUCCUGGAACAGGCAGGCUCGUGGACCAAGCACGCUCCUCCACCGGGCAAGCUCCUGGACCUGGCAAGCUCCUGGACCUGGCAAGCUCCUGGACCACGCAAGCUCUUGGACCAAGCACGCUCCUUGACCAGGCAAGCUCUUGGACCAGGCAAGCUUCUGAACGAAGCAAGCUCCGGGACCAGGCAAGCUCCUGGACUAAGCACGCUCCUAGACAAGGCAAGCUCCUGGACCAGGCAAGCUCCUGGACCAGGCAAGCUCCAGGACAAGGCAAGCUUAUCGACCAGGCAAGCUACAGGACCAGGCAAACUCGUGGACCAGGCACCCUCCUGGACCAGGCAAGGUCCUGGACCAGGCAAGCUCCUGGACCGCGCAAGCUCAUGGACCAAGCAAGCUCUUAGACCAGGCAAGCUCGAGGAGCAGGCAAGCUCUUGGACAAGGCAAGCUCGUGGACCAGGCACGCUCCUGGACCAGGCAAGCUCUAGGACCAGGCAAGCUCUAGCACCAGGCAAGCUCCUGGACCAGGCAAGCUUUUGGAACAGGCAAGCUCCUGGACUUGGCAAGCUCCUGGAGCAGGUUAGCUCGUGGACCAGGCAUGCUCCUGGACCGGGCAAGCUCGUGGACCAGGCAAGCUCCUGGACCACGCAAGCUCCUGGACCAGGCAAGCUCCUGGAAAAGGCAAGCUCCUGGACCAGGCAAGCUGUUGGACCAGGCAAGCUCCUGGACCAGGCAUGCUCGUGGACCAAGCACGCUCGUGGACCGGGCAAGCUCCUGGACCUGGCAAGCUCCUGGACCACGCAAGCUCUUGGACCAGGCACGCUCUUGGACCGGGCAAGCCCCUGGACCUGGCAAGCUCCUAGACCUGGCAAGCUCUUGGACCAGGCAGGCUCGUGGACUAGGCAAGCUCUUGUACCAGACAAGCUCCUGGAUCAAGCAAGCUCCUGGACCACGCAAGCUCCUCGACUAGGCACGCUUGUGGACCAGGCAGUCUCGUGGACCAGGCACGCUCGUGGACCAGGCACGCUCGUGGACCAGGCAAGCUCUUGGAUCAAGCAGGCUCGUGGACCAGGCACACUCCUGGACCAGGCAAGCUCCACGGUCCAGGAGCUUGCCUCGUCCAAGAGCUUGCCUGGUCCAGGAGCGUGCCUUGUCCAAGAGCUUGCCUAG